Messenger RNA from Magallana angulata, 729 nucleotides. RefSeq names its product probable transcriptional regulatory protein HY04AAS1_0501. Lineage: Eukaryota; Metazoa; Mollusca; Bivalvia; Ostreida; Ostreidae. Gene Ontology annotation, cellular component: mitochondrion. The transcript has 4 exons. The record is from RefSeq and is a predicted model, not a curated record. Bases 160 to 729 code for a protein of 189 amino acids.
AAUAAUAAAGUUCUAACCAUUGUUUUCUUCGUCAACAUUACGAAACGUGUUUAGACCGAAUUUCCUCUAAAUAACAUAUUCGGUACAGGGUACAAAGUUACUUUGGAGUAAAGAAAAAUUGUUUGCAGACUAGAAGAUAGUGACUGUGAUAUUUUGAAAAUGGAAUUAACAUUGAGAACCUUACCUCAUGUUUUACACAAAACCCAGACUGUGAUUUGCCGUAGAAUCAGCCUGUGUCACACACGCCUCUUUCAAAAUCGUGUGAAUGAAAAGUCACUAGUUGCAGCUAGAUUGAGCACAAAGUCAGAUAUUGUAGCUGAGAGGACUCUGUUCCAAAUGUUGCCUGUUGUUUACUGGCAGACUGACAGACAUAUGGCAGGGCACAGUAAAUUCUCUAACAUCAAACAUCGGAAAGAGGCGCAGGACAGUAAAAAGUCAGCGCUGAUGGGACAGUAUGUCAAGCUAGCACAGUCAGCUGUAAAAAUGGGUGGGUCUACUGACCCCAAACUUAACCCCAAGCUGGCCCAGGUUAUUGAGAGUGCAAAGAAGAGCAGUCUGGGUGUUGAAACCAUAAAAAAACUACUUGAAAGAAUGAAAAAUAAAGAAUACAAAGAUAUCAUGAUAGAAGUUUGUGGACCAGCCAACUCCAUUUUCUUGGUUAUGGUAGACGCAACGAACCAAGUGAGUGCUAGGACAGAGGUGAAAGCGGCGAUGAGGAAACAUCCGUAA